This is a messenger RNA of Paramuricea clavata, 497 nucleotides long. The record is from the annotation of a GenBank genome assembly. NCBI's taxonomy places the organism in Eukaryota, Metazoa, Cnidaria, Anthozoa, Malacalcyonacea, Plexauridae.
AUGGCAAAACUUAAAGAAACAGUGUUGCUAGGCUGGCCAGAUAAAAUAUCUGAAGUAGACCCAGAUUUACAAGAAUAUUGGAAUUUCAGAGAUGAAUUAUGUAUCUGUGACGGACACUUGUUAAAAGGUGAUCGUCUAAUUACACCAUCUGCUCUUCGUCCAGAAAUGUCAGUAUGUCAGAGUGCAUGAAUAAGGAAGAAUUUGAAGUUCAUUUAUUGGUACCAAUAUCCCAAGAAAAACCGGAAGAGUUUAAGAGGGAACUAGAUCGAGAUCCCAUUAUGGCAAAACUUAAAGAAACAGUGUUGCUAGGUUGGCCAGAUAAAAUAUCUGAAGUAGACCCAGAUUUACAAGAAUAUUGGAAUUUCAGAGAUGAAUUAUGUAUCUGUGACGGACACUUGUUAAAAUGUGAUCGUCUAAUUACACCAUCUGCUCUUCGUCCAGAAAUGGUAGACAAGAUACAUAGUAGUCACUUGGGAAUGGAGAAAUGUCUUAAUUGA